AUGAAAGAAAUAAAUUCUAAAGAUGUUACAGCAGCAAUGGAUGUAAUCUCAUACGAGUACAUUUCAGCAGAAGAUGCAAAGUCGAUAGCAAUGUCAUUUUCAAACACAAACACAACACUUCCAGACCAAAAGAGGCUCUUUCUAGACGCUUUCUACUCAUCAGCUCACUAG
This is a messenger RNA of Nematocida minor, 171 nucleotides long. RefSeq lists its product as uncharacterized. The transcript has a single exon. The coding region runs from base 1 to 171 and encodes 56 amino acids. The record is from RefSeq and is a predicted model, not a curated record. Lineage: Eukaryota; Fungi; Microsporidia.